This is a messenger RNA of Aspergillus calidoustus, 2199 nucleotides long. Lineage: Eukaryota; Fungi; Ascomycota; Eurotiomycetes; Eurotiales; Aspergillaceae. The record is from the annotation of a GenBank genome assembly.
CGGUGGUCUGGCCUGGCUGUGAUGAUUCUUGCGUGAUUGCCAAUGGCCUGGAUCUCGAUACUUCAGGACUCGGCGAAUUCCACUUUAAAAACAUGACGAGGCCACCGCAAGCGACGUUUUUAAACUGGAGAGACGCUAAGCUCGUCAGAAGAAUAUCCUCACUCUUCACUAGACCGACGACAGGGCUAUCGCCACCAAUAUAAAUCUGCAUCCGUCGAUAAUCUCCUUGACCGCGGCCGCCCUCAACAAUGGGUUUGUGGGUUCUGGAACCGAAGUCAUGCGACAAAGUCCCAGGGACUGUGUACAUCGAACGCGAAGAUGAGCAGUCACGCAUCAGGACUGCCCAUCUCAAGAUGGGUACUGGCCGUCAUGAGGGCGUCAUUCUGGUGCCGCAGCCAUCGGACUCGCCCAACGAUCCCUUGAACUGGCCAGAGCGUGAAAAGGUCUUCCACAGCGUCUUCCUCGCCAUCGGCAGCGGCCUCUCCUCUGGAACCGCCUUCUUCCUGAACCCUUCCCACGGCGUCAUGGCCAAGGAAAUCGGCACCACGGUCACUCAGCUCUCCCGCUCGGUCAGCUUCUUGAUGCUCACCCUCGGCAUCGCCGGUAUCCUCACGACGCCGCUGGCACGCAUUUACGGCAAGAGGCCCGUCUUUGUCGGGCUGGGAAUCAUUGGCAUUGUUGGAUACGGUGUGAUUCUCGCGAACCCGCGUGAUAUGCGCUACAUCUACGCUGGCCGCUCUCUCUGGGGUGCCUGCGUCGCCGCUCUGCAGUAUCUUGUCAGCUCCAGCGUCGGCGACCUGUUCUUUGUCCACCAGCGGGGCUUCCAUCUCGCCCUGUGGCAUUUUGGACUCUCUGGUGGGAAUGCGCUGGGUCAGGUCAUAGCAAGCCAGGUUGUGCAGGGGCAGAGCUAUGUUUGGGCAUUCCGAUACGCCGUAAUCUUCAUGUCAGCGUACAAUUUCCUCCUCUUCCUACUAAUUCCAGAGACAACCUACAAUCGCCCAAAAAAGUUUGACACGGACGUGCGUGAGGUUCUAGCAGACGAGUCAGACCACGCCGGUAGCCAGUUGCCAGAUGGCGAGAAAUCCCGACUCGAAGCUACAGCUGUUGUCGACGCCUCGGAUGCCGAGAGCGGCAGCCCACCCGAGAGACGCAAGACCUGGAUUCAAGGACUUAAGCUCUACAACGGCCGCUUCAGCGACGAAAACUACCUCCGCGCCGUCCUCUCACCCUUCGUUACGCUCAUCCUCCCGGCCGUCCACUGGGCCGCAUACUCAUACGGCCUGACCGUGGCCUUUGCAGCAGCGAUCUCCGUCUGCCUGGCGCAGAUCUUCACGGUGGCUCCCUACAACUUCUCGACCGGCGCUGUCGGACUAACAGCGCUCUCCCCGUUUGUCGGAAAUAUCAUCGGCAACUUCAUCCCCGGCCCCGUGGCCGACUGGCUGGUGACGUACAUGGCCCGCAAGAACGACGGCAUCUACGAGCCCGAGUUCCGCAACAUCCUCUGCGUGCCGGCGCUCGUAGCGGGCGCCGCAGGCUUCUGGGGAUUCGGCCUGUCGAUCCACUACCGCAUCAACUGGUUUGCCCCCGUCUUCUUCUUUGGCUUGUCGGCGUUCGGCGGCGCCAUCAUGUCGUUGGUCUCGAAUACGUACUUGCUCGACUGCCACCGCAAGUACGCCCAGGAUUCGUAUGCCGCCGUGACGUUGAUCAAGGCGGUCUCGACCUUCGCCAUUUCCUUCUUUGUCAAUGACUGGCUGGCCAAGUAUGGGCCGAUCAACGUCUUUUUCGUCAUUGGUUCCAUCCAUGUGGUCGGUUGCCUCUACGGGUUGUUUCUCUAUGUAUAUGGCAAGAGGCUUCGCCUUGCAAUCCAUCAAUCUCAAUCAAUCCAGAAGCUCCUUCGCUGGUGUGGAAAUGGCGAGUAACGGUGGGAGAAACCGGUGGUUCCUGAAACAUACUGGGUGGUGAGUGGUCAGCCUGGCAAAAACGGUCUGCAAUCGAAUCAUCGUCGGUCCAAUCAGGAGAAUGUUAAGAUAUUCCUAUAUAAGGAGACCUCUAUAGCCCUUCACAUUGACAAAUCAGACCUUUCAUUGUUGAAGUUACCGUUAAUUUACCACUGUGAGCACUAAGCGAGGUUCUCGAUAUUAGUUUACCUUUUGCAUAGCCUCUAGUACUCAAGAUUACAUGGAGGACGCAAUAACACCG